Musca vetustissima is the source of this 2164-nucleotide messenger RNA. It is a transcript of the gene ZnT49B, whose product is annotated as proton-coupled zinc antiporter SLC30A9, mitochondrial. Gene Ontology annotation, biological process: transmembrane transport; zinc ion transport. Gene Ontology annotation, molecular function: monoatomic cation transmembrane transporter activity. The record is from RefSeq and is a predicted model, not a curated record. Lineage: Eukaryota; Metazoa; Arthropoda; Insecta; Diptera; Muscidae. Gene Ontology annotation, cellular component: membrane. Bases 1 to 2145 code for a protein of 714 amino acids. The transcript is spliced from 10 exons.
AUGCUACCCAGAGGCAUUGAAUUGGUAAAAAUCUUACAUACCAAACAAAAUAUAUUGAAUCUACGAACGGUAUGCCAUUUUCGCAAACAGCUAUGGCCGGGUUACCGGGAGAAUAUUGACCUGAAAGCCGCCAACAAAAACGUAUAUUUCGCACAAAGACUGUACACGUCAAAAGAUAAGGUUAUUGCAUCUCCCCCAUCUACCACACAAACAACAUCUGCAGCGGCCGCCGCAGCACCACAAACGACAAAAACCAAAACCACCACAAAAACAGCCACAGAACCCAAAACGGCAAAAGAAAAAUCCAGCACCUCAGCGGAAACAACUAAAAAGAAUGGCAAAACAUCGACACCACCACAAACCAAAAAAUAUGAAAUCGAAACAUCCAAAGGGAUAUUGUCCAUUACAACAACCAUAGAAGAUUCCAAAAUAAAUGAUAUUGUAUUUGAAAAAUCAAAAGUGGCAAGUAGUGACACGACCACCACCAAAGAGACUGUAAAAUCAUCAGCACCACCUACGGCUGAUGAUAUUAUGAAUAAGGCCGCCAAGGGAGCGGCCAAUGUGACAGAGGCUAAAAUAGAUGCGGCUAUAUUGGAUGCUGCCUCGAAGAAAAAAUUGGCAACGGAGGCCGCCACCACUGGUGGUAAAGUAUUAAGCAUUGAUAUGACAAAUGCGGCAACAACAGCAGCAGCAUCAGCGACAAGUACAGCAGCAGCGGCGGCAUCUGUGACUGCGGCGACUACUCCUACUACUCCAUUACCUGAAAUCAAACCUAAACCGAAACGAGCUAAAAUGGAUUACAAUCGUUCCUCCUUGGAACGUAAUUUCAUUACCCCGGCUCGGGCCAUGAGUGAUUUUUUGCUAAAGGCCUCCGAUUUGGAGACAUUGCCGAAAAUCAAACGACGUUCACCCUAUGAACAAGAACCACCAAUAACGGUAUUUUGGCGCAAAGAUGUUGAGGCCAAGGCCAUUAAUAUUUGGGGUACCAAGGAGAAUCUCAUCAAGGAGUGCCUAAAGCGGGAAGUGGAACGUAAAAAACAUCAACAAAAUAUUUUUACGGUGAAAAGAAGGCUGCGUGACUAUAGACGGGAAAUUGGUUCCCGAACGGCUGUGUAUGAUGAUGAACCCGGUUUGAAGGGCAAAUCGGGAAAAGUUGUGUUAAUUGCCAUUGGCAUCAAUGGUUUAAAUUUCCUUUUCAAAGUGGGUGGCUGGCUUUAUUCCGGUUCGCAUAGUAUGUUCGCCGAAGCCAUACACUCUUUGGCCGAUACCAUUAAUCAAUUGAUUUUGGCCUAUGGCAUACACAAGUCAACACAAAUGGCCGAUUCCGAUCAUCCAUAUGGUUAUGCCAAUAUGAAAUAUGUUUCAUCGCUAAUAUCUGGAGUGGGAAUAUUUUGUGUUGGCACUGGGCUAUCAUUCUAUCAUGGUAUAACGGGUUUAAUGAACCCUGAACCAAUGGAAGAUUUCUUUUGGGCAUUUUUCAUAUUGGGUGGUUCGUUGGUGUCAGAGGGUGCCACCCUUUUGGUGGCCAUGAAUGAGGUGCGACGUUCGGCUAAACUAAAGGGGAUAUCUUUCAAGGAAUAUGUUCUGACCGGCAAGGACCCCUGUGUAAAUGUGGUAUUAACCGAAGAUGCUGCUGCCGUGGCCAGUGUGGCUGUGGCAGCUGGUUGCAUGGGCCUGUCCACCAUAACGGGCUCACCCAUUUAUGAUGCUGUGGGUUCGCUUUUGGUGGGCAGUAUUUUGGGGGCAGUGGCCUCAUUUAUUAUCUACACCAAUGUGGCCGCCUUGGUGGGCAAAUCCAUACCCCAUGAACAUUUGGAACGCAUUAACAGUGAAUUGGAAAGCGAUGUGAUGAUUAGAGCCAUCCAUGAUGUCAAGGGUAUUGAUAUGGGUAAUUCAUUGGUAAGGUAUAAGGCUGAAAUGGAUUUUGAUGGUCGGGAAUUGACACGGUCAUAUUUGGAUAAACAAGAUCUCAAUGAAUUGCUUAAGGUUGUAAAAUCAUUCCAAUCAACGGAAGAAUUGGAACAAUUCUUAUUAAAUCAUGGCGAAAAUAUUGUCGAUUUAAUGGGCGGUGAAAUCGAUCGCAUUGAAAUGAAGCUAAGGAAAAAAUUCCCCGAAAUCCGUCACUGUGAUUUGGAAAUACUUUAAGCUAUUUAUCUUAUUUUGU